Hemiscyllium ocellatum (epaulette shark) is the source of this 3565-nucleotide messenger RNA. RefSeq names its product RNA polymerase II subunit M (gene polr2m). Gene Ontology annotation, molecular function: transcription elongation factor activity. The record is from RefSeq and is a predicted model, not a curated record. The coding region runs from base 66 to 1271 and encodes 401 amino acids. The transcript has 4 exons. Gene Ontology annotation, biological process: intracellular signal transduction; transcription elongation by RNA polymerase II. Gene Ontology annotation, cellular component: nucleus; intracellular anatomical structure. Lineage: Eukaryota; Metazoa; Chordata; Chondrichthyes; Orectolobiformes; Hemiscylliidae.
UUCCGGUGUCAUGGCCGCCGCCUGCUGUCGGUGGCGGUUUUGGUUUUAACUCGGCUCCGGUCACGAUGUCAGCGGCGCUGACGGAGCGACAGGGAGUGGUGGGGGACCUGCAGCAGAAGCCCAAGGCCGAGCUGCUGGAGCUGCUGAGGCGGCAGAGAAAGCUUCAGGCCAAUCGGAAGUUUAUCCAGAACCUGCCAGACAAGGGUAAACGGAUUGCUGAGUUUAUAGAAAAACUAGAAGCAGCAAUUUCUCAGCAUGAAGAAGUGGAGCGAGCAACAGAAAUGCUUUCAGCUUUUAAACUGGAGUUUCAAAACCAACAGAAGGUGAUAACGUCUGACAAGGAGGAAAUCCUCCAUCUCAAGAGCACAUUGCCAACUCGAACACCAGGACAAGAAGUUGGAAACAAAUUGAAGGAUUGUAAUGAAGCUGAGAAAAGUGGAUAUGUUUUGUCACAAGAUGAUGGUGAAGCAACUAUAAACAGGGACAAAUUAAAUCAGGAGAGACCUGCAGUAUUUGAAAAAGAGCAUGCACCUUCUGGAUGCUACACAGCUAAGGGUAAGGGUACAACAAGAAAUGAGAACUCUCUGGACAACACAGAAUCCAAUCAGGGAACCAAGUAUGUAGAACAGGAAAGGAGCAGUCACAGCCAUUUCCAUGACAUUGCAAAUGACCUGGAAGCAGAUCUUGUCAACAGAGCUGAUUUGCUUAGUGAUAGGCUUGACAAAGUCAGUCUGACUGAUAAUGGAAAAGUAUCUUGUAAAAUCGAUGAUCCACCUUUAAACAAUAAUGUCAAAUUAAAGGCCAAUCCAUUUCAGACUUUGCACCAAGAAAAUAAAAGACCUCAUUACAUUGACAUACUGGAGCACAGGGCCAAGAAUCCAGUGAUGAAAAGAUCACAAUUUAAAACUAACCGCCCAAUAUUGGAAUCACCCAGUUCAUCUCCAGACCAAUCACCCGGCAGAUCUGAAUUAAAACUGUCUCCAGCAGAACGAAGGUUAAGGGACCGGAAACACCUGGAUGAUAUCACAGCUGCUAGAUUGCCUCCACUUUACCAUUCUCCUGCUCAACUACUGUCUGUGGAAGAGUCCAGAGAACUACAAAUAUCACAGAAGCAAAAGUAUGAGUCCACACAGGCCAAGUUAGCUGCGGCGAAACUAACACAAAGAUUGAAUAUUAAAAUGAUGAACUUUGACCCGGAAGGUACAACUGCGACAGCUUUUCGAGAAUAUAGGGAUCACGGAGGCAGUUCUUCAGAAGAAGACUUAAGCUGACGGCCCUCCUUCCAAACACGAAAGAUCAAUAGUUGUGCCUUAGUGGUGACAAUUGAGCGACUGAAAACCAGGCAUCCUAUCUAUGCAAACAUUCUUAUUGCAGCAUGUAACAUUAUUUUCAUACGUUUACAGAGGCUAAUGCUGGUCUCUUUAUUCUUGACGUUAUAAUUAAAUUAUACCAGUAUGUAUAUUAAUGAGAAGUCUUGUGCAGCGUGGAAGGUGAGUGACUGUUCCCUUUGCAUCAAUGUGGUCAGUUUCACUUUUUUAUACUAUUGCUGUACUGUACACUUUAUUAAUUCAAGAAGUAAACUAUUUUCAUAGUAUAAAAGGUAUAAUUAAAGUUGAAAAUGUUGAUUACUUAAAAGUGAAUAGCUGUUUUAAUUUGUGGUGUAAAAUGUUUAUGGAGGAAGAUGAUGUUGAUGUCAGUUAUUUCUGUCACUGCCUAUUGGUAAUGCAUUGUGUCACUAAAGCAAUAUUGUUUUAAAAAAGUGGGGAUAAGUUGCAACAUUCAAUAGUUUAUUUUCAUAGGCAUGUUUUACUAGGUGUUUAAUGGCCUGACCUGUUACAUUGAACUGACUCCUUUUUAGUGCAAUUUAGCUAGUUAUUAUAAUUAGCACAAAAUAUCUCAGAAUUUUAAGUGCAAUUUGUGUUCAACACAAUUCUAGAUUCUGUGAUCAGUUGCACCAGUUUUAAAAACCUCCUAGUGCAAGUAGGUCGAACUACAGUGAAUCAAUAACCAAUUUGUGUUUCUUCUCUUUGUGUGUAGUCUUUAGAUAAACGUUUUGAAGUUAAACAUUUAGUUGAACUUCAGUUUUGGUGCAAGACAUCUCCCUUAACACCUAACAGAUUAUUCAUCCCUCACUUGAAUAAACUCCAUGAUUAAACAUUCACUGACCAAAGAUUCAGAAAAAACCAUUAUCAAGUGAAGACAUUUUUUAAAAACUUUUUUUUGUCGGAAGUGGGCAAUCCUUUACUCUAAAACAAUGGUCCAUAGUUCUCAUUUCCCUGGAAAAUAUUUUCCAAGAAUUAUUGAUUCCCCUUAAGAGUUGUGUUUCUGUGAGACCACCUCUCUCUUUCUCCCCCCCCCCCCCCCCAGUUAACUUAUUUAUUUGCAUAUUUAAAAUGUUGUAUAGUAAUAGAUAUGCAAAUUUGCUUGAGCAGGAACUCGAGGGAAACAUUUUCAAAAUGGGUGCAGAAUUGUGCUGGAAACAGUAAUUGUGCCCAAAGUGCAAACUGUGCCUGUGUAUCUUGCCAUCCCAUAUAAUUGUAUGGCAUGAAAGAAUUAGAGAUUUGGAACAACUCUUAUGUAUAACAUUCUUUACAAUCCUCUAUUUAAAACUCUUUGGCAACAAGCUGAAACCUUCCUUCAUUAUAUGAUGUAAAUUCCAUCUAUAAGCUUGGAAGCAAAUUUAUUUUGACAUUAUCUUUGUUCCAUCUGUGUUGUUAUUUGUGGUCUUAAAAAAAAUCUACUUAAACUAAUCAUGUCCAUACCUUAGCUUGGACGGAUUGAGCCAGUCUGUUAGCAGAAGCAGCCUGUUUUAAUAAAAUGAAGAAGUGUCCAGCUGAUAUUUGGAAUCAAAUCCCAGAAAGAGAAUUGGUACCUUCAGAAAGAGCAGAGGAAAGGUUAUCUAUUACUAAAUAGUUUCCUUAAAAGUAACUAGGAGAGUAGUAAUUCCUUUAGAUGAUGACUGCAUUCAAAUUGAAAUAUUUUAAUGAUUAAGUCACACAGCACAGAAACAGACCAUUAGGUUCAAUUUGUCCAUGCUGACAAAGGUUCCCAAACUAAACUAGUCCCACUUUCCUGUACUUGACCCAUAUCCCUCCUAAACCUGUCCUAUUCAUGUACCUGUCGAAAUGUCUUUGAAAUGUUAUAAUUGUACCUGCCUUUACCACUUUGCCUGGCAGCUCAUUCCACGUAUGAACCACGCUCAGGUCCCUUCAAAUUUCUUUUCUCAUCUCUCCUUAAAAAUAUGGCCCCUAGUUUUGAACACUCUUCCCAUUCGAAAGCACCUUGUGGUAUUCACUUUAUCUAGGUCCUUCAUGUCCAUCUCUAUGGUCACCCCUCAACUUCCUGCACUCCAGUGAAUAGAAGUCCCAGCCUUUCCUUAUAAACUCAACUUUCCUGUCCGGCAAUAUCCUUGUAAAUAAUUUCUGAAUCUGCUCAAUUUAAUAAUAAUCUUCCAAUAGCUAUGCAACAAGAAGUAUUCCAGAAAUGGCCUCACCAAUGUUUUUGCAUUGUUGCUAACACACCAUUCAUGUCAGGAGAUGAUAUUGUGAUUUUUUUUUAAUAUAUA